This is a messenger RNA of Rhinolophus ferrumequinum (greater horseshoe bat), 870 nucleotides long. RefSeq lists its product as uncharacterized. The transcript has a single exon. The record is from RefSeq and is a predicted model, not a curated record. Gene Ontology annotation, biological process: circadian rhythm; regulation of DNA-templated transcription. Gene Ontology annotation, cellular component: nucleus. NCBI's taxonomy places the organism in Eukaryota, Metazoa, Chordata, Mammalia, Chiroptera, Rhinolophidae. Gene Ontology annotation, molecular function: DNA-binding transcription factor activity; DNA binding. The coding region runs from base 1 to 870 and encodes 289 amino acids.
AUGGACGUGGGUCUCUUGGACCUGCCAGAUGCACCUCAGGGUCACGGAAAGAUCCCGCGGGGAGCGCGGGGCAGGGACCCGGCCUUGCGUCGGCAGCGGGAGUUCCUGCCAGAAGAGAAGAAGGACACGGUUUACUGGGAGAAGCGGAGGAAGAAUAAUGAAGCCGCCAGGAGAUCCCGGGAGAAGCGGCGUCUCAAUGAUGCAGCCCUCGAGGGCAGGCUGGCCGCGCUGCUCGCGGAGAACGCUCAGCUCAGGGCUGAGCUGCAGGCGCUCAAGCAUCACUUUGGCCUCCUGCCCGCCGCUGGUGGUGCCGGGACUUUGCCCCUGCAGGCUCUGCUAUGGAUGAACCCCUGGACUGGAGACCCGCGAGCUGGGCCUGAGCCACUCCCACCUCUGCCGGGCUCCCAUGGCUGCGUCUGGAGGCCAUGUGCUCUGGACGCUGGGGUUCCAGGAUUCCAGAGCUGCCUGAUGGCUCACAGGUGGACUGGCCCGGACACUUCCCCCAGGUACUGCCAGGACCCUGCACCCCCCAACCCCAAGAGAAUGGAUAUGGCCUUGCAGGCAGCACUCCCAACCACCUUCUUCACCUGUCACCUCCUGGGUGGGCAUGGGGGGCCCAGACCUGAGCUUCGGCCCUGCUGGGAUCUGUGGUCACCAGUGCCCACUGGCUGCCCGGCCUCCCGGCCCUCGGCUGUGUUGCUGACACCCACUGCUGAUCCCGUGGGCUUGCCUCCCAGCGGGGCCUGGCCUGUCCGAGGGCACUGUUCUGAGGGUCUCACUCAGCCCUCCCUGCCCCACAAACUGCGCAUCAAGUCCCGAGCCUCAGGCAGAGCACCUGGAAGUUGGGAGGGUGGCGGGGGCCCCCUGUGA